This is a messenger RNA of Mercurialis annua (annual mercury), 924 nucleotides long. Its product is annotated as vesicle transport protein GOT1-like. The transcript has 8 exons. Lineage: Eukaryota; Viridiplantae; Streptophyta; Magnoliopsida; Malpighiales; Euphorbiaceae. The record is from RefSeq and is a predicted model, not a curated record. Gene Ontology annotation, biological process: retrograde transport, endosome to Golgi; endoplasmic reticulum to Golgi vesicle-mediated transport. The coding region runs from base 169 to 591 and encodes 140 amino acids.
CUGACAUUUUCAUUUCCUGCAAAAUUGCUUAUUAUUCACAAUUUUACUUUCUUCACCUUGGCGUACAUCGCAAUUCACAGAUCAUUUUCCAGCCAGUAAAUCACAGCUUUUGUUUCAUCUGAAUCAUAAAGGUGAUAAUUAAAAUAUUGUUGUAAAUCAGCAGCAACGAUGAUUUCGUUUGAAAUGAAUGAUCGCAAAAAAAUUGGGCUAGGAUUGACUGGCUUUGGGAUCUUUUUCUCAUUCCUGGGAAUCAUUUUCUUCUUUGAUAAGGGAUUGCUUGCCAUGGGAAAUAUUCUGUUCAUCUCAGGAGUGAGUCUAACUAUUGGACCAAAAUCCACUGUGCAAUUUUUCAUGAAACCUCAAAACUUUAAGGGAACUAUUUCAUUUGGUGCAGGCUUCUUCUUUGUGGUCAUUGGAUGGCCAAUUAUUGGCAUGAUUUUGGAAUCAUAUGGGUUCAUUGUACUCUUCAGUGGCUUCUGGCCUACACUGUCAGUGUUUCUGCAGAGGAUACCUAUUCUUGGCUGGGUGUUUCAACAACCUUUUGUUAGAUCGUUCAUGGAUCGCUACCGUGGCAAAAGAGUUCCCGUUUAAAUACACAUUGAUAGAGGUAGAAUGAAUAGGUUCGGUCCCCGUGCAAGUCCUGUAAAAAGACGUCAAACAAAGAAUAGUAUGGCUCCACAACUAAUUUUUCUUUUGGUUUAAGAGGUGGUAGCUGUGUGAUUAUGGGAUUGAAGAAAGACGCGACAAAGCUGCAUAUAGGUUCUAAUUCUGUAAAAAUGACCUUAGCAUUUAUCUUUUUUCCAUGUUUACUGAAUGUUGAAGAGUCUUUAUAAUUUGUUGAUGAUGGCUUUUUGUAUUCUUAGUUAAAGAUAGAAAAGAAAAAAUUUGUAUCAGUUUAUCCAUAAAUAUUCUUUGAUUGGUUCU